Daucus carota subsp. sativus is the source of this 2940-nucleotide messenger RNA. Its product is annotated as probable inactive receptor kinase At2g26730. Bases 401 to 2233 code for a protein of 610 amino acids. Gene Ontology annotation, biological process: protein phosphorylation. Lineage: Eukaryota; Viridiplantae; Streptophyta; Magnoliopsida; Apiales; Apiaceae. Gene Ontology annotation, molecular function: ATP binding; protein binding; protein kinase activity. The transcript has 2 exons. The record is from RefSeq and is a predicted model, not a curated record.
UUAAUGGUAAUCUAAAAUACGAAAUUAUUUUAUUAAAGCCAUAAAUCACCGAAGUUUUCGGACGCAUACUUACAUUCUUGUCCAAUUUCAUGCCAUGAGCAACAAAUCAAUUCUCCAGGAUAGAGAUGUUUCACAUGACCAUUGUAUUGUUCUGUACUUCCAUCAAGCAGUCCAAAUGUAACACUAGCUGCACAAAAGAAAGACCAAAAAGAAUGACCAUCAUGUCUCAAACUUGACAACUUCCCCAGCCGGCACCAAGUCUUUUGAAAUGUAGCUUUCGUCAGGCCGUUCGUUAUAUCAACUCUUCAUCAUUAUUCAUUAUAAUACUUUCUUCUAACAUUCCCCCACACUCGAAGCAUCGAGAGACUGAUCACAACCAGCUUCUCUUCGGAGUUCUGCAAUGUCUUUGUUCCCUGUAGGACUAGUUUUUGUCGCGUGCCUACUCUUCGGGCUGGCCAGCUCAGAAGAACAGGAUGUUGUAACCGCGUUAGUUGAAUUCAUGGAGAAACUCUCUCCUGGAAAUGCUCAGAGAGGUAUGAAUUGGGGAUGGAAUGAUACUUCAGACCCCUGUGCUGAUAAGUGGGAAGGGAUUACUUGUGAUAAAAAUUUACAAUUCGUGAAAAAGAUUAUUCUUGACGAAUAUAAUCUGACAGGAGUGCUUGAUACCGAAUCUCUGUGUCAGACGAGUACGCUUCUUGUUUUGAGCCUUGUUAGGAACAAUAUUGGUGGAGACUUGGGAGAAGACAUAUCAGGCUGCAAGAAUCUGACUCACUUGUACUUAAGUGAGAAUCGUUUCUCGGGAUCACUUCCUGGUUCUGUCUCCAAGUUGAGUAAUCUGAAAAGGCUUAAUGUAUCGUAUAACAGCUUCACAGGAGAGUUGCCUGAUAUGUCAAAGGUCACGGGCUUGUUAAGUUACCUGGCUGAAAACAAUCAGUUCAGUGGAGGGAUACCUCAACUGGAAUUCUCUAACCUGGUAGAUUUUAAUGUCUCUGACAACAAUCUUACUGGCCCGAUUCCUGAUGCUGCUGGUCGUCUCAGCAACAACAGCUUUUCAGGGAAUCCUGGAUUAUGUGGAAAGCCACUGUUGAAUGUGUGUCCAACCGUUUCUCCCCCGCCUGGAAAGGGAUCAAGUCAGUAUCUUAUGUACUCUGGUUACGCUGUUCUUGCCUUGAUUGUAGUACUUUUGGUUGCUUUCGUUGUAGUCAAGAGAAUGAAAUCUAAAAAAAAGAAGGUUAAAGUCUCUCCAAGGGUAGUCAGGAGAGAUGAUAGUGAUACGACUAGCACUAAUUUUAGGCAUGGAGGAACUAGGUCUGAAUUUUCUCUGACAUCUGCUGAGACGGGGGAUACAACAUCGUCCCUGGUGGUUGUUUCUACUCCAAUGGUGAAUGGGAUGAGAUUUGAUGAUUUGCUUCGGGCUCCAGCAGAACUACUAGGACGAGGGAGACAUGGAAGCCUCUACAAGGUGAAACCUGAUGCUGGUGUGACCCUGGUUGUAAAACGGAUCAAGGACUGGUCAAUUCCUAAAGACGAUUUCAAGAAGAAGAUGCAGAGAGUAGGCCAAGUAAUACAUCCGAACGUGUUACCAGUUGUUGCCUACUAUUCUUCCAAGGAGGAGAAGCUGUUAGUUUAUGAAUAUCAGCAAAAUGGAAGUCUCUUCAGAAUUCUACAUGGAUCACAAAAUGGACAAAUGUUUAACUGGGGAAGCAGACUCAACCUGGCCGCUAGCAUCUCUGCAGCCCUGGCUUUUAUGCACGAGGAGCUCGGUUUUGACGGGAUAGCUCAUGGCAAUCUAAAAUCAUCCAACAUUAUGCUAAAUGAGGACAUGGAAGCAUGUCUCAGUGAAUACGGCCUAAUGGAGGUCCCCAAUCAAACCCGAUCAAAAACCAGCAAUGCAAAAGCUGAUAAUCCGGAUGCUGCUCCUGCAUACACCUUAAAGGACGACAUCAAUAGCUUCGGUGAAAUCCUUCUGGAACUGCUCACAGGGCAACAAGUACAAAAUAAAGGACCUGAUGUGGCUAGAUGGGCGCAUUCAGUUGCGAAAGAAGAAUGGAUGGUUCAAGUGUUCGACGAGUCCCUCACCUCAGAAGGCGCCAGUGAAGAAAGGAUCGUAAAUCUCUUCCAGGUGGCUCUCAAGUGCAUAAAUGCAUUGCCAGAUUCCAGGCCAAGUAUGAAGCUAAUUGCAGAAAUGAUCAACUCUAUAAAGGAAGAAGAAGAAAGAUCAAUCAGCUGUUGACAUACAUUCACAUUUUCACUAAACUUCUUUGUCACAUUUCAGUUCACCUUUUCAUUUCGCAACAAUAACAUAAAAUUAGCAGUUCAAAUUCAAUUAAUUUUUUCCGAAGUAAAGUCGUACCAGUGUACAAGACUCGAUCUUAACAUAUUGAAUCAAUCAAAGUAUUUAUUCAUAUGCACUCAUUUACACAUCAAAAAAUAUAUCCUCCAUCUAUCGAAUACAUUAAUCCGCUCAAUCUUCAAAUCAAACUUUUCACAAUCUUCGCAUCGUUCUCAGCCGAUGCUUUCGCCACAUUAGCAUAUCUCGACGAGAAAUUGCGACACAAAUAAUCAUCAACCUGAUCCGAAUCGCCGUUCUGCCCCGGUCCUUCAUCGAAAUUAAGCGCGUAACUCAACGGAUCAUACUGAAACUUCGAACUCUUACUGCUCACUAAGCCGCUCUUACUACUCCGAUUAAACCGCCGGAUGAAAGUUUUCCACUUCGGCCCCGCGACAAUUUCGGACCACUCGCGAACCUUCUUCACCGACUCAAUCCCCCGCGUCCAUACGCCGUCGUUGUUCUCCGGUGACCGGAACUUGCUCCACCACCGACUCCCGGCCGCCGGAGACGACGAAUCAGGCGAAUUCAAAUGCGGCAAGCAGAAACAGCAGCGUCGCUUAGCGAACAUCACUUCUGCUUGUGCUUCAUCUUCAUUUGUUUCUUCUAUA